Molecule: messenger RNA, 4037 nt
Organism: Mytilus californianus (California mussel)
Lineage: Eukaryota; Metazoa; Mollusca; Bivalvia; Mytilida; Mytilidae
Exons: 30
Coding region: 162-3584 (1140 amino acids)
Molecular function (GO): protein binding
Source: RefSeq, a predicted model, not a curated record
CACGAAAAUUGUUUAUAUAUGGCGUCGAAAAUACUUGAAGAUGUCACUCAUAAGCAUUUCAAUAGAUGUCAACAAAAAUUGGAUAAAUAGAUGGAUUCAAAAGUGUUAAAAUGAUUGAGUUUAAAGGAAAGUUCGUCAGUUUACAAUAAUAAAAAGUCAUCAUGGUAGACAGAUAUGGCAGAUCUCCUGAUAUCUACCUGCCAUUCCCCAUAGACCAUGAGAGAAUUGGGACUCAGAGGAGGGAGAAAUUACAGCGGGAGAUAGAGAAAAUGGAACAAGAUCAGAGACAAAGACAACAUCUUAUAGAAGAACUUUCAAAAAUGGCAGAAGUCAAGAAACAAAAGGAGCAAGAUAGACUUUUAGUGAAGUAUAACAAGAAGAAUUUAUUGUCAGAUGAAAUGAGGAGAGUUUAUGGCAAAGAAACUGCUUCAAAAAUAGGGAGAAUGUCAGUUGAACCAAAACUAGUGAAUAAUGUUGUGUCACAGAGGACUAAAGAAUAUGCAGUACGUCAACAGGAAAUGGAAAUGGAAGCUAAAUACCUAGUCAAGGAAAGGCAACGUUUACAAGAGGCAAGAGAGAGAGUUAUGGAACAGAGAAGGUUUCUUGCUAAGUCAAGUUCUCCAUCUGGUAGUGUUAUGAGUGAGCCUGACAAUAUCCACAGAACAGAACCAGAGGUCAAAGAUACAUCUAGACUGAGUCUACAUACACCUACUUUUAACAUUGAUACAUAUAUUAAAAAUACCGUAAAUACUCUACCUCAGACAAUGGACAGGAUAACUAGGUUAAGAGAGGAUGUACAGAAGCAUUACAACAAGUAUAAAAAGCCCUACAAAGGAGAAAUGGGAAUACAUACUUACCAACCUUUUCAGAUGCAAGGAUAUUUUGCUGUGAGAAGUAUUGUAGAUGAUGUUGUGAAUGAUUUCCUAGAUAAAUAUGUUGCACCAUCACAACCAAUGGUAGAACAGGAAACAUACUAUGCCUCUAGAAGACAGAAGAUACAUGAUACUGAGAUUAUGGCUGAAAGUUUAUCUGAGAAGAAAGCUAUUCAGCUGAUCAUGGAAGAAAUUAUUCUUGAUGAGACAGGUGACGUGCUUGAGGAAAUUGCACAGGAACAUAUCCAUACCAAAGGAACUGUUAGAAACUGGGCAGAUGAAAUGACUAUGAACAGAGCUGAGCUAGACAACGAAGAAGGUAGAACAGAAUCAGACCCAGCUUAUAAUUCUGUCACUAAAUUGUUCUUCAGUGUCAAACACAGAAGGGAUGAAACUAGACCAGAUAUUUGGGGUCACACUCAGAUGUUAGGUUUAGCUGAAAAGCCUUCUACACCAAGGAAGGUGAAACCCCCUCCUCCUAAAGGAAAAACUAAAAAAUCAAAACAGAAGACUCCAUCACUUCCUCCGAAAAGUCGUGAAAGAAGUAAACCUCCCACACGCCAAACUGUUCCAGGGACUGCAGUCAGUUCACUGCCUGCAGACCCUACUACACCAAUUUUACAUUAUCAUCACAUCACCCCUGUAGAUAUUAGAAGUUAUCAUGUCCUUAGAACUGAUGUUCCUGAAGUCAAAUAUGAAAAAAUUAGAUAUAUGAAAUAUAUGAAGAGAGAGAUGAUAUACUGGCAGAAAAUGAUUCCAGUAAUUUCAGAAAAAAGUUUAGCAAAUCGAUGUAAAGGUAUCUCUUGUGCUUCAGCCUCACCAAAUGGAAAGUUCAUUGUUUUUGGUACAGUCCAUGGUGAUUGUAUAAUAUUUUUUACUCAGUCUAAUCCAUGGCGACCAGUACGUGUUAUUGUCAAUGAUUCAUCAAAAGAUGACCCAAUAGUCAAUAUAUCAUGGUCAUUAGAUAGUUCUCGUCUCAUCACAAUCAAUAGAUCUGGUUCACUUCAAGUUUGGGCAUACUCUGGUGCUGAAUCUGUGCAAUCUGAUGCUAAAAGGAUAGGGAUAUCAUCAGAUGAACAUAAUGUAGCUCCUCCACAUUUAGAUAUUCUCAUAGGAAUGGAUAUGGGCCAUGGUGACUUUGUUUUUCAGCAAGGUCCUCAUGCUAAACAACAGACAAUAGAUGGUAACUAUGGUCCUGCCAUGGCAACCUUUUUUCCUACAUUUACAUUUUUUGGAGAUCAAAGUCAGACUUGUAUUGCAAUAGGUAAUGGAGAUAUAUUAAAGAGUGAUUUUGAUGUUCCUCUGAAUGCUCCACCUGAUAAAGCCGACUAUGAAUAUGAAGCAGCACCUGUCAUACUUAAUCCUAUAAUUAAGGAUAGCAAUACAAAAGGGAAUAGGAUAGGAAAUGGACUUGAUGCUGAAUUGUUACGGUACCAUCAAACCAAAGUUAUUUUUCUUGGGUUUUCUAACAACAUUAAUGAUCUAAUUACAAUGGAUGACAAAGGUUAUAUUGCUAUAUGGAAAUAUGAUGUGAAACAGAUAGAAGGAGUAGGUUGGAUAGUACCCUAUAAAAAGUUUCAGUUAUCACCAUAUAAACUGCUGUAUGAUCCUGCAGAGGAUAAACAGCCCAAGCUGGUAUUUUCUGAUAAAACAGUACCUGGACAAAGACCUAGAACCAGACAAGAGAUUGCACAACAAAGAGAAAUGAUGACAAACACGAUAGACAAUAUGAUGUUAGGUGACCCUUGGGAUGUAGAAUUACUGGAAAACAGAACUAUAAGGUCCAGUACUUAUGUACCAUCUGGUAAGAUAAAAGAAUCUGGUGCUAUAUUUCACAUUAUAUUGAGACAUGUGGAGGAUAACUCACUCUCUUCUUAUGUAACAAGAGCAUAUAAACCUCUUGAGGUUCAAUAUACUAAAUUAAUUGGUGCUAAACAAACUGUCAAAGGUGAUGCUAUGGUUAUAGGAAUGCUGUUCAAAUCUUAUCCUCCUAAAGAGCCACAUUUAACCAUUGUUAUAUUUGAUUAUAACACCAUGGAACUAAGGGAUUUUAGAAGAGAUGUAUAUUUGUCAGAAGGAGAAUAUUCAGAACUGUUAAAAGAUGAGAACAAAGUGUCCUUUGAUGUUUCAAGAGUAUUUGGUCCAACAGGUUCAGAGCAUCUAUUCCUUCUAGUAAGGGGUGUACUGAGAGUUAUCUCCCUUACCACUGGAAGACAAAUGGUAAAACAGGAAGAAAUCACAGGAAGAUUUACAAAUUUUCAAGGUUGCGUAAUAGACUUUGAGCACUUAGAUUUACCUACUAAUGCAGAAGUUACUGCUGUCAGCACAGCUAAUCAUUUGUUUGCAGUUUUUUAUGACAAUAAAUCUACAACUUAUCACAUUUUGAAGUUUGAAGAUGAGAAUACAGAUGACGAUAGGAGAGACAUGUGGGAAACUUACACUAAUACAGUAAGACACAGAACAGUACCAGUAGAACUACGUGUUGACACAUAUACCCACAAAGGCUUACAUCAUGGAGAAGAUGAUAGUGAUGAUAUACAGCACCCAGCAGUCAUGUCGAGGUCAAUCAUACUUGAAACUAUGGAUAAUGCUUUACAGGCUUCUGUUAAGAAAAAGUAUAGCCCAAAGAUGAAGGAAGGACUACAAAUCUAUGACAAGAUUAAAAAUUACGAACUGCUAGAGACUCUGGUUGAAGAAGAGAAGCUUCUGUAAAGAUCCACAUGGUUACUUUCAUGCAGUGAUAACUAUCAGUAUGAUAAUGACAGAUAUUACAAGAACCAGGAUGUUAUAGUCAUAAGUAAAUCUUAUCUGAAGACUAGAAAUGGCCAAUGGAGUUGUUGUAAACGAGAUGCCGCUAUAACCAUGAUGACUGAGCCCAUCUCUAGCUCACCAGGCCCAAACUACUAUCAGUUGUCUGUCAUCCAUUGUCACACUCUUUUGCUCAUAUAUUUUUGAAAUCUGUAGGUGAUUCUGUAGGUCAUCUGGACAGUGGUCACUACUUAGUGAAAGAUUUGUUGGAUAUGACAUCCUGUUGAAGAUCAGAUAAUGGACACAUUCAAAUAUAGUAGAAUAUACAAAAGUAAAUUUUACAAAAUGAAAAUGAACAACUCUCAGGAUUAAUCUUGUAAUUUAACUUGGAAGAACUCUUGAUCAACACAUAAAGUG